Molecule: messenger RNA, 4024 nt
Organism: Monopterus albus (swamp eel)
Lineage: Eukaryota; Metazoa; Chordata; Actinopteri; Synbranchiformes; Synbranchidae
Gene: secisbp2l
Product: SECIS binding protein 2-like
Exons: 18
Coding region: 254-3496 (1080 amino acids)
Cellular component (GO): mitochondrion; ribonucleoprotein complex
Molecular function (GO): mRNA 3'-UTR binding; ribonucleoprotein complex binding; selenocysteine insertion sequence binding
Source: RefSeq, a predicted model, not a curated record
CUUCCGUUCCAGGUGACUCCCAUUUCCACACUGACAGCAGUUUUGUUGCUCGAAGCCACAGUCUAGUGUGUGGAGAGCGCAGUUAGUUGAUACAACAGCAUUAGCGAUUACUGCUAGUUAGUCAGUAGGAAUUGUCCGGGAGUCACUAAUAUGUCUUAAGAGGUUAUUAUGUAGUAUGAAGAAAUUAAAGAGACUCGCAUCCUGACGUCCACAUUGUGGCCAGUCUCGCUCUGUCGCGGCGUCGGUGACUGACAUGGACGCUAGUGACAAUAAGGAUGUGAAGCUUUCAGCCGAAGUGGAACCAUUCAUCCCACAGAAGAAAGGUUUUGAAGGAUCCCUAAUCAGCAUGAGUCUCUCUGGAGAGGUGGGCAGUGGAGGGGGUGGAGGCAGCGGAGGUGUGGAAACCACUCCCAUCCCUAGUUACCUCAUCACCUGCUACCCUUUUGUCCAGGAGAACCAGCCCAACAGGCAACAUCCUAUGUAUAAUGGAGGGGAGCUGCGCUGGCAGCAGCCUAACCCUACCCCUGGUGCUCCAUACCUGGCCUACCCUAUCUUGUCUUCCCCCCAGCCUCCUGUCUCCAGUGACUACGCUUACUAUCAGAUUAUGCCUGCUCCAUGCCCACCUAUGAUGGGCUUCUAUCAGCCCUUCCCUGGCACCUAUGCAGGUCCUGUGCAAGCUGGAGUGGUGAGCCCUGUGUCAGCAGAUGUUGGUGAAAGACCACUGCCCCUGGGGCCAGCAUAUGGGAUUACCAAUCAGAGGGGAAGAGGCAUGGUCCGACCUAAUGUUCUCCCAAAGCAACAGUUGAGUGUGUGCCAGCCUUCAAGGAGUCGCCGACCUCCAACCAGGAGUGUAGCUGUGCAAAAGGAGGUGUGUACCUUGGGGCCCGAUGGUAGGACUAAGACAGUCAUGCUUGUGGAUGCAGCACAGCAGACAGAUUUCCCAGGUGAGGUGUCAGGGCGGUGUGCUGCUGAGCAGGCUAGCCCCCUGCUGUGGAAGAGCCAUACAGAACGAAGACGGGCAUCCCAUCCAGCUGAAAGCUUCAGCGAGCAGGCUGCCAGUGAGGCAGAUGUAGACAGUGAUAGUGGCUACUGUAGCCCCAAACACAACCAGGCAACUGGAGCUACACAACGGAUAACCGAGAAUACACCAGCACCCGUGGCGGUAGAGGCUGGUGUAAUGACAGGUACCUGGGUAAAUGUAGCCUCUCAGGCUACCCCAAAGCCUUGGGGGGACAGGAAUGGUCAUUUUCACAGAGCAGACCAGAGGAAGAACCCUGAACAGAGAAACUUCUCCCAGGAUUUCCACAGUGGCUAUCCAGGGCGCGUGCCACCCAACCAGACGGAGCAGAGGAUACAGCCAACAGUGGUUGUGGGUGCUGAGCUCACUUCAGAGCCCCUCUAUUUUGAGGAUGAAGAUGAGUUCCCAGAUCUCACCACUGGAGGAGCUGUCCAACGCAGCAACAAACCAGAAUCUGCUUCAGCGCAGACACACACGCAGCCUAAACUACCCAAAAACCUGCUGGACAACCUACCAGAAAACUCCCCUAUCAACAUUGUGCAGACACCCAUCCCCAUUACCACCUCUGUUCCCAAGAGGGCCAAGAGCCAGAGGAAGAAGGCUCUGGCUGCUGCCUUGGCCACUGCACAGGAGUACUCUGAAAUCAGCAUGGAACAGAAGAAAUUACAGGAGGCAUUCACCAAAGCAGCAGGGAAGAAGAGUAAAACCUCUGUUGAGCUGGACCUGGGAGACAUGCUAGCAGCGUUGGAGAAACAUCAGCAGGCAAUGAAAGCCAGGCAGCUCACUAAUACCAAGCCAUUGUCUUUUACAGUUGGAACAGCCACUCCAUUCCAUAGAUCGGGCUCAACCAAUGUGCCGUCCAUGACAAAGUGUCAUCAGCAGCCAUGCUCAGCUCCACAUAACCCACUGGAUUCCACUGCACCCCGUAUCAAGAGAGGGAAGGAGAGAGAAAUCCCCAAAGUCAAACGGCCAACAGCCCUUAAGAAGAUUAUCUUGAAGGAACGUGAAGGGAAAAAAGGCAAGGUGACUGUAGAACAGGAGUCUUCAGGCCAGGAGGAGCAUGGGGAUGAAUGUCUACCCUUUACUGAUGACCUUACACGAGAGUCUGCCUCCCAAGAAGAGAAUGGUCUGAGUCUGCCCAGUGAUACGUCCCUUUCCCCAGCCAGUCAAAACUCUCCAUAUAGCAUCACUCCAGUAUCCCAGGGCUCUCCUGCCAGCUCUGGCAUUGGGAGUCCCAUGGCUUCCAACGCCAUCACCAAGAUCCAUAGCCGACGUUUCAGAGAGUACUGUAACCAAGUUCUAAGUAAAGAGAUCGAUGAGAGCGUGACUCUGCUAUUGCAGGAACUUGUUCGCUUCCAGGAGCGGGUCUACCAGAAAGAUCCCACCAAGGCCAAAUCUAAGCGCCGCCUGGUCAUGGGUCUUAGAGAGGUCACUAAGCACAUGAAGUUGCAUAAGAUUAAGUGUGUCAUCAUCUCUCCUAACUGUGAGAAGAUCCAGGCCAAAGGUGGUCUGGAUGAAGCUUUAUAUAAUGUAAUUGCCAUGGCUAGGGAGCAGGAGAUCCCAUUUGUGUUUGCCUUGGGCAGAAAAGCUCUCGGCCGCUGUGUCAACAAACUAGUGCCUGUCAGUGUGGUUGGCAUUUUCAACUAUUGUGGAGCUGAGGGUCUCUUCAACCGUUUGGUGUCACUGACUGAAGAGGCUAGGAAGGCCUACAAGGACAUGGUGUCAGCCAUGGAGCAGGAGCAGGCCGAGGAGGCUCUGAAAAAUGACAAAGUCCCACACCACAUGGGUCAUUCCCGCAACCACUCUGCUGCUUCUGCCAUCUCUUUUUGCUCCAUCUUCUCUGAGCCGAUCUCGGAGGUCAAUGAAAAGGAGUACGAGACUAACUGGAGGAGUAUGGUGGAGACUUCAGACGGCCUGGAUCCUGUGGAGGCUGAGCAAAGUCGCCCUGCACCUUCCACAGCUGCCCAGAGGGACAGUGAGGCCACCACCAACCCUGCCCCACCGGGCUCCGCCGCUCUCCAGCCCAGGGCAGGGCCCCAGACACAGGGUUCCGGUGAGAGAGAUGAGGUGCGGGUUGACGACCGGCUGGAACUGGCCUCUCAGCAGAGCACGGAGACGGGCUCAUUGGAUGGAAGCUGCAGGGGCCCACUGAACUCUUCUAUCACCUCCACCACUUCCACCCUGGUCCCGGGGAUGUUAGAAGAGGCAGAGGAGGAAGAGGAGGAGGAGGAAGACUACGCUCCUGAACCUAUUUCUCUGGAGGUGCCCACUCUCAGCAGCCGGAUUGAAUCCUGGGUGUCAAAGACCCUGGAAAACCUGCAACUGGGAAAGAACCAGGAAAGUACAGAUGAGGAGGAGGAAGACAAUGAAGAGGAGAGAGGGCAGAGUGAGGAUGAGGAGGACCUUGAUUCAGAGGACAUCACGGAGCUGAGGGUGGCGGGCCAAGAGCAAGCAGAGGUUAAGAAGGUCACCGGGUGAGAUCAAGUCUUCCCCUCCUCCUCCCUCUGUUCUUACACACUGUUUCCCCCCCAUGCUCUGUUGCUCUCACGCAUCUCUCUUCACAGCAACCAGCAGCCUUUCCCUUCUGUCUUUAACCCCUGACACCAGACAUAAUCUCAGGUAUCCAGCAAACUGACCAACACUCACACACAGUUUAUUAACACAGAGAAACUGACCAACUUAUAAACAAACAGGGUUGUAGACCAAACGACAGCUAACACAGCUGGAGGGGUAGUAAUUUACACCAACACUUCUUUAAAAAAACACAAAAAAAAAAACCAAGUUGUAAUUUAAAACUAUGCCCUCAUGUCUUCGGCCCAUAACCUGCUACACUUGAAUUCAGAAGGACGUUUUUGAUUUUCCUUCUUCAAAACAGAAGAGUCUAGGACUGUUCUGGGAGCAAGUGAUAAGUGCUUAAAAGCUUUGAGCUGCUACUCUCUGUAGUUCACAGAGAAGGAAGGAUGGAACCAUGCAGCUCCCAUUUAACAUUAUUCAGAGCUCUGCAUG